This is a messenger RNA of Pygocentrus nattereri (red-bellied piranha), 3398 nucleotides long. RefSeq names its product interleukin 17 receptor E-like (gene il17rel). The coding region runs from base 1005 to 2390 and encodes 461 amino acids. The transcript is spliced from 19 exons. Lineage: Eukaryota; Metazoa; Chordata; Actinopteri; Characiformes; Serrasalmidae. The record is from RefSeq and is a predicted model, not a curated record. Gene Ontology annotation, molecular function: interleukin-17 receptor activity.
UCUAAACAAUCGGGCUACGUUUAAUAGAUCAAAAACUGUCCAUGUAGAUUCUACCAUCAUUAGUUAAUCACGAAUCACUGAUGUUACACAUAUAAUGUUAAACAUGUUUAAAAGCUAGACACCUUUCUCUAGUGUUUCUUUAGGCUGCAAGUUAGUUAGCAAGUGUAACUUCAUACAAACUGUGCGUUACGCUCACCAACAGUAGACGGAUGCGCAAACCCGGCUAGCUAGCUAACAGAGUAACAACUCCGCGAUUGAGCAGUUCGUGGGUUUUGCUCUACUAACAACCAGACCAAGAGCACUGCAAGAAAUUGUCUGUCACUAUAUCACGUACCAAAUGUAACAACUUUACGUCACUGGUGUUAACGAACAUUACAUAAUUAACGUUAGCUUGACUAGCUAGCGGGCAGAACUUAGCUAACGCUAGCACAGUUACAGGCUGACAGGCCACAGUGAAACCAAUCUCUCCUGAUUUUGGUUUUGUUAGCUAGUUACUGGUUGUACACUUUAAAUAAGGACUCUUAAAAUCAGAGCAUUCUAGCUCAAAUAUACAAUUACAGUUAUCCUGUAUGAGUGUGUAGCUAGGUUAGACAGGUUGUGUACUGCUUCAUUACAGUUAAUUCCUCGUUUUAAAAAAAUAAUAAAAACGUAGACUGAAAAACAGGCGUUAAUCAGCUAGGUUAGCUAGCUACCAAGCUCGAUCAACGUGGUUUGCUGGCUCGCUAACGUGUCACAUUCCAGCACAGAUUAACCACAUUAACUACCAAAGACUACCAGACGCCGGUCAGCCUGCUACACGUCCUCCAUUAGCCUUAGCUAGCUGACCACCAGCUGGCCAGGUUGAGGCCCUAAACAGCACAGUCAAACAGAUCCAGCAGUGUGGAGUUCACUGUUCUAAGGGGCAACACUGUAAAUCCAGGCAUCACUUGUCACUGUCUCACUGCAAGAAACAGCAAGACCUGAACAAUGGCACUACCAUUCAUGAUGUCAAGCUGUCCGUUGUUAUGAGAUGUGAAGAAGACAAAUGUUCACUCAACCUCAACAUUGUCAUAAUGAUGACACUUUAUGAUGAUGUGCAUGGAGUUGUAAUGUGUGUGCACUCUGCUGGGAUGGUGGAACGCUGCCAGAUUGUAACCUUUUCUCACAAGGCCAGAAAACAUGUCGCUGAGAAAAAGGUUGAGGUUCAGUAUGACUGUUUUUCAGUCAGGCCCGAACAAGAUGUGUUUGUAACUCUGAAAACUGCCCCAAAUUUCUGCAAUAAUGUUUGGACAAAAAAGUACUCCAUUCCAAACUGUGCCCAUGAAGCCAUCAGGCGAAAAGUUACAGAGUGCAUCACUGGAGAGCUGACGUACACAGUGGACACUGCCAGAAGAGAAAUUACAGUGAUGGUGUUGGAGGCCCCUAAGGACAUAGACUACAACCUUAGACUCUGUCUCAAAGGCCAUACUUGCAUAGGAACAGGACCACAUAGACUGAUCAAAAGACAAGAUCUGAACAGAAAUGAGUCAUUUCUGUACUCCAAGGCUCUUCCUUGUUUGUGCAUUGAGGGCUGGCCUGCAUCUACAAAUGCACGCAGAACUCAAAUUUGUCCAUUUAAAAAUAACAUGCAGGAGUUGUGGUCAGGGGUGACCUAUGACCAAUACACACAGGCUCUGUCCUGGAAACCCAUGUGUCCUGUCAAGGCAGUCGUCUCGCUGUGUCAUGCUGUUGGACCAAAGAUGUGCCUUGACAUUGGAAACAUGUCUCUAUCUUCUGAAAGUAACAACGUGAUAUUCUCAACACUGGAUCCACAUCCACAGCUUUGCAUGAAGUUCACCACUGAGGCAGACUUUUGGAUAGAGUGCCCCUUCAGUUCUGAACGUUUCCCAGUGUGGGACCUGAAAGUGGUUUCUAAAGCUCAGCAGCACUCGGUUGAGAUAACGUCAUGGUUUCCAGUCAGGUUUUCAGUGGGUCUAUGCAAGUUAUCCAGCUCCACUACUUGCAAACCAGCUGAAGAAAGUCAAUUUUUAAUUGCAUCUGUGGACAGAACGAAGCCUGCAGUUUUCAACUUGUCGACGAGUAUGUGCAACUCAAGUAUUUGUGUUCAGGUGAGGAGAAUAGAUGUAGUGUUGGCUAUAGAGGAACAGCGAUGCAACCUCCAGUGCUCUGACCAACAGUUUGAUCAGUGGAGUGACAGUGAGACUCUUCAGAAAUACACACCGCCACUCAUUGUCUGUGUGAUAGCAUUGGUAAUGGCUGCUUUGGUUGGGAAUUUGACAUUGAAAGCCUGUGUAUGCGUACAAAGAAAACAGAAACCGGACAAGAUCCCUACACAUAGGGCAACAGCAGAAACAGAGACCCUGAUCCACACAGUGAGUGAGGACAUGGAUACACGGCUGCAUGUGGCUUAAGGCUAUGGGUGAUCAUUGUUUGGCCGCAACAUGAGACUGUAAGUGGAGCCAACAACAAAAGACGUUUUGGCACCUUAAUCACUUUGGUGUGAAUUCCGCAGGUCAUAUGCUUUUGACAAAGUUAUGUUUUAAAAUGUGCAUUACAUACAAAUACAAAUGUGUUUUAAAAUAUGAAUACAUAUUCUGUACAUGGUUUUAUAUGGUAUGUCUGUAUCAGCUUUUUUUGUUAUUUUUGGGCAUUGGGUGUAAAAGCUGAUUCUCUAUCUCUCUCUUUCUUGUUAAUUCGCUAUUUUUAGUAAUAUAUUACAGUUGUUAAUUAAUGUCAAGUAAAAUGUUCUUUGUCAUUCCUCAGUAUGUAACUUGUGUACAUUGGAAUGAAAUGUUGUUGUUCAUGCCCCAUAGUAAAACACAUAACAGCAGCACAUUACAUAGAACUACAUAAAGUGCAGAUACACAAUAAUGUGAAACAAGAUCAGAAUAUUCAACAAAUACUCCAGACAAGAAAUACACAUGAUGAUAAUUAGGCAGGACAGCAAAACUAUAUUUACAGUACUGUGUGAAGGUUUUAAUCAUCUAAGCAAAUUUUAAACAAUUUUCCUCUGCAGUGAGCUUAUCACAAUAUACAUUAGAAUAAAGUCACAUUCAUUCAAAUGAAAUUCAAAUAAACAUAAAAACAAUAAAAAGUAACAAGAAUUUCUUGGGUCCCAUAUUUUUCCUUGACACCUUCAUGGCCAAAAUUGUGGUCAAAUUGCGCCAUCCAACCAAAUAGUAAAAAGAAAAAGUAAAGAAGUGAAAAACUCUCCCACUGUGCACACCUGGUAGAAACUCAGAAUUAAAGAUGUUAUUACAGCAAAAGGUGGUUCUACCAAGUACUAAUCUGAAGGCACUGAAUACUUAUGCAUGUUUUUUAUUUUGUUUUAUUUAAAGAUCUGCUAACAAAUAAUGAAUUUUGAUUUGAAAUUUUACUUUAAGAGAACAUUGGCUUUGAAUAAAAAUACUCUGGAACAA